GGUAGACUAUGGUCUUGUGCAUGUAUCAUGGGUCUGGCUGCUUCUACCGUACGAGUCUGUGGAAAAGAGAUUUCUCGGUCAGAAAUAAAACGUCAGUCUGAUAAGCAAAACUGCACGACCACCUGUCAAAUGGACGAGCGAAGCUCGAGCAAACGGCCUUGAAAAAUUGUAAAUUGC
Molecule: messenger RNA, 177 nt
Organism: Amoebophrya sp. A25
Lineage: Eukaryota; Dinophyceae; Syndiniales; Amoebophryaceae
Source: the annotation of a GenBank genome assembly